Molecule: messenger RNA, 2009 nt
Organism: Asparagus officinalis (garden asparagus)
Lineage: Eukaryota; Viridiplantae; Streptophyta; Magnoliopsida; Asparagales; Asparagaceae
Product: beta-fructofuranosidase, insoluble isoenzyme 1-like
Exons: 7
Coding region: 67-1797 (576 amino acids)
Biological process (GO): carbohydrate metabolic process
Molecular function (GO): hydrolase activity, hydrolyzing O-glycosyl compounds
Source: RefSeq, a predicted model, not a curated record
CAUAAGCUCUCUUUCUAGAUUUUCUCAAGCUCUCCCUCUCUUUCUCGCCCCCACUUGCCCUCUCCAAUGGCGAACUCAUAUAGAGUUAUGUGGGUAUUAUUUUUGUUAGUGCAAUUUUUGUGUAAUAGGGCUGCUGAUGGCUCUCAUAUUCUCGCUAAUAUAAAAGAACAUUUGGAAUCAGUCCCGGCCACCGUUAUCGAUAAUAAAUAUAGGACUGGUUAUCAUUUCCAACCUCGGAAUAUGUGGAUGAAUGAUCCAAAUGGGCCAAUGUACUACAAAGGUUUCUACCAUUUAUUCUACCAAUACAAUCCUAAUCACGCAUUUUGGGAAGCCCCUAUUUGGGCUCACUCAGUCUCAAAGGACAUGAUCAAUUGGGAGGCACUCGAACCCGCGAUCUCCAUGUCCAAACCCUUCGACCUUUCAGGUUGUUGGUCUGGGUCCACUACCAUCCUACCCGGUAACAGACCUGUUAUCCUUUACACUGGCAUUGACACGCGUGGCUACCAAGUACAGAAUGUUGCGUACCCCAAAAACCUAUCUGACCCGUAUCUUCGCGAAUGGGUCAAGCCUGAUUACAAUCCGUUAAUUACCCCCCCUGAAGAUAUCAAUGUUACUAAGUUUCGUGAUCCGACGACAGCCUGGCUGGGCCCUGAUCGCCGUUGGAGGUUAGUCAUCGGGGGGUUAAGGAAACAUCGAGGGAUGGCAGUGCUGUAUAAAAGCAAAGAUUUCAUCCGUUGGAUUCGGGCAAAACACCCACUACACUCAGCCCCAGAUACGGGUAUGUGGGAGUGCCCGGAUUUUUAUCCGGUGUCCACGGAGGGUAAAUUGGGCGUAGACACUUCAGAUUACCGUAACGGGUUGAAGCAUGUACUGAAAAUUAGCUUGGAUAGAGACAGAUGGGAUUAUUAUACUAUUGGUUCGUACAACUACACUGCAGAAAAAUUUGUCCCAGAUGGUAUGAUGGUGGAUAACCGUACAGGAUUAAGAUAUGAUUAUGGUAACUACUACGCUUCAAAGACAUUUUUUGAUGUGGCUACUAAAAGGAGGAUCUUGAUGGGGUGGUCUAAUGAGUCAGAUAGCAAAAUUGAUGAUAUCGUUAAGGGUUGGGCUGGUAUUCUGACAGUUCCGAGAGCUAUUUGGCUUGAUGCAAAUGGUCGGCAACUAGUUCAGUGGCCCAUUAAAGAGCUUGAGAAACUUAGAGGGGCACUUUUUUCAGUACAGAAUAAGAAACUGCAGAGUGGCGGACUUGUUGAAAUCUCAGGAAUAUCAGCUGCACAGGCAGAUAUAGAGGUGGAUUUUGAGUUAUCAAACCUAGCAAAGGCUGAGACAUUUGAUCCACUUUGGACUGAUCCUCAAAAACUAUGUGAAGAAAAUGAUUCAGAUGUAAAGGGUGGGGUUGGACCCUUUGGACUUCUAACCCUAGCUUCAGACAAGAGAGAGGAGCAAACUGCUGUGUUCUUUAGAAUUUUUAAAGCUACUCACAAGUAUGUGGUUCUAAUGUGUCAUGAUCCAUCAAGGUCUUCAUUGAGGCCAGGACUUUAUAAACCAACCUAUGGUGGUUUUGUUGAUAUUGAGAUUCAGAAGAAUGGCAAGAUUUCCCUAAGAAGUUUGAUUGAUCAUUCUGUGGUGGAGAGCUUUGGAGGUGAAGGAAGAACUUGUAUGACAUCAAGAAUUUAUCCCACACUUGCAGUAGGAGACUCUUCUCACCUAUUCGUCUUUAAUAACGGAGCAGAAGAUGUGAAAAUCUUAAAGCUCGAUGCAUGGGAAAUGAGGAAGCCUUUGAUGAAUGGAGAAUAGAUAGGCAACAUUAUAGAAUGUAGAUUUUUUUUCCAUUUUCUUAUUAAUUAAAUGCCACUGCAUUCUCAUAGUGUUUUUCUGCUAUUUAGAUUUUAAUUUCUUUUAUUAAGAAUUAUAUUCUCAAGUUGUAUUGAUUAAGAUCAAACUAGUAAAAGUUUGAAAAGUACUAGGAGCUGUAUUGGGAGGGAAAUGAGGACUAUAUGUUUUGGCUA